GCUGCGCGCGCUCGUGGUGGCUGCUGCUGCGCGUCGCUCCGACGGAUUCUAACUUGUAUCUCAGGACUCCUUUUGGGGACUUUUGAACAGCAUCCUUUGCACACACCCCCUACACCAGUGGAUCCUAUUUUGUUGUGGCUUUGUGGGAAAUUUCUAAUUUUCAAAAAGAUGCCCGCCGACAUGAUGGAAAAAUCUUCAUCCUCUCCGGUUGCUGCAACUCCGGCAAGCAUGAACACAACUCCGGAUAAACCCAAGACAGCGUCUGAGCAUAGAAAGUCUUCAAAACCGAUUAUGGAAAAGAGGAGAAGAGCCAGAAUCAAUGAAAGCUUGGGUCAGCUGAAAACUCUCAUCCUGGAUGCCCUGAAAAAAGAUAGCUCCAGACACUCUAAACUGGAGAAGGCGGACAUCCUGGAGAUGACGGUCAAACACCUCCGGAACCUCCAGAGGGCUCAGAUGACGGCUGCGCUGAACACAGACCCCACCGUCUUGGGAAAAUACCGCGCGGGCUUCAGUGAGUGCAUGAAUGAAGUCACGCGGUUUCUGUCCACCUGUGAAGGCGUCAAUACUGAAGUGAGGACGCGCCUCCUGGGCCACUUGGCCAGCUGCAUGACUCAAAUCAACGCCAUGAAUUACCCCAGCCAGCAUCAGCACCAGCAUCAACUGCCUCCCGCCGCCGGGCCAACGCAUCCCUCCUUCGGUCAGUCCAUGGUGCAAAUCCCCAACUCGUCCCCGCAGGUCCUGCCCAUGAACCCGGUGUCCUGCAAAGGGGGCUCCUCGCCGCCCACUUUACCUCCAGACGCCACCAAAGUGUACGGCGGCUUUCAAAUCGUGCCUGCCACGGACGGACAGUUUGCUUUCCUCAUACCCAACGCGGCGUUUGCGCCGAACGGCCCCGUGAUCCCGGUGUACGCCAACAACGUCAGCACGCCGGUGCCGGUUCCGGCUGCGGUUUCCCCUGGAGCUCCAUCAGCCAACACGGACUCAGUGUGGAGACCGUGGUGAAAAGUUUAGGACCACAGCAAAGACUCUGACUUUUCGUUUGUUAGUUUUCUCUUUGGUAGAAAGUUGUUUUCAACCAGUUUUAUUUUUAUUUUUUCUUGUAAAUUGAAAAGAUGCACUAUAUUUGUACAGCUAACAAGGGAGUAAAAGUUCAUAUUGAAAUGGGGUUUGUAUUGUGGAAGUCCGUUCACUGCAUUUUUUAAAAAUCUAUAUUUGAGUUGUAUUUUUUACUGUGGCGCCAAAGACAUGUUCUUAUGAUGUUCUUCGUUUUGGAAGACAAAUAAAUUUGUAAAAAUA
Molecule: messenger RNA, 1296 nt
Organism: Nematolebias whitei (Rio pearlfish)
Lineage: Eukaryota; Metazoa; Chordata; Actinopteri; Cyprinodontiformes; Rivulidae
Gene: hes1
Product: hairy-related 6
Exons: 4
Coding region: 169-1002 (277 amino acids)
Biological process (GO): regulation of neurogenesis; Notch signaling pathway; negative regulation of neuron differentiation
Cellular component (GO): nucleus
Molecular function (GO): DNA-binding transcription factor activity, RNA polymerase II-specific; RNA polymerase II cis-regulatory region sequence-specific DNA binding; protein dimerization activity
Source: RefSeq, a predicted model, not a curated record